Lathyrus sativus (Indian pea) is the source of this 5481-nucleotide messenger RNA. The record is from the annotation of a GenBank genome assembly. Lineage: Eukaryota; Viridiplantae; Streptophyta; Magnoliopsida; Fabales; Fabaceae.
AUGCGAUCAUUACCUUCAUCGUCGGGUAGGGGCAACGGUGAUUCAGGUUCGAGGGUUAGGAAGAAACAUAAGAAGUUGGAUGCAAUAUGUGAGGAAGAGUAUAAUCGACACCAUGGUGAGUUGAAUGAGGGUGAUAAUUUGAAUCCUGAUUCAGGGGUUCGCAGAAGCUCUAGGGUUCGGCGUGUUCCGGUCGUGCUUGAUGCCUCUCCUUCGCCCAAGAAGAAACGGCAGAAGGUAGGGAAAGAUGUAAUGCUGAAGAGUGUGGAAGGUGAUAAGAAUUUAGGGAGAGCAAGUGGGGGUUCGGGUGGUUUGAGAUGGAGUUUGAGGUCGAGGUCGAGGGGUAAGAAUGUGAGUUUUGAGGUGGAGGAGAGAGAAUUGCCCCGUAGGAAAAGGAAGCUGUUUGAUGAGGAGUUGGAGGUUGUAGAGGUUGACAAGGACGAGGAGUUGGAGGUUGUAGAGGUUGAUAAGGACGAGGAGUUGGAUGUUGUAGAGGGUGAUAGGAAGGAGGAGUUGGAGGGUGAUAGGAAGGAGGAAUUGGAGGGUGAUAAGAAAGUGGAGUUGAAAGGUUAUACACGAAAAAGGUCUAGGUUGAAGAGAACGGGGAAAUUUGAAGCGAUAAAGUAUGUAAAAGGGCUUGAGGAAAGUGAGCGUCAAGAAGUGGAGCUUGUAGUUGUAUUGAACCAAGGCGAGGGGAGUGCUUUGGGUCCGGAGACCGAAUUGGCUGAUGAAAAUCCAAUAGAUUUGAGGGAUGAGAAUGCUGCUUCUGAGAUGGGGAAUGAGGAGAUUGAAACUGAUAAUUUGCAAGCAGAGGAAUGUAGUGGUGAUGUUGAACUGUCUCCUGUGGAACAUGUAGAAACUGUUGAUGAACAGGGUGAUCAAGUAGAGAGUGAGAAGGAAGAAAAAGAUGCAAGUGAUGUUGAAAUUGCUGGAGUUUCAGCUAAACAGGUAGAUAAUGAAAAUGAAGGUUCUGUUGACAAGGAGGCUCACAUUGAGGAAAACGUCUCGAAAGAUGAGAAUAUUUUGAGGAAGGAUGAGUUGAAACAAGCAUCAAAAGACAAGUCUGGGUACCGAUGUAUCAAAGAGGGCAGACGGUGUGGUUUGUGUGGAAGAGGGAGCGAUGGUAAGCCUCCAAAAAGGUUAACUCAGGAUAAUGGUGAAAGUGAGAAUGAAGCUUAUAGCGGCUCAUCAGCUUCAGAGCAGCCUACUUAUGAUACCUGGGAUGGUUUUGACGAUGGACCUGGCUGGCUUGGGCGUCUUUUGGGCCCUAUUAAUGAUCGUUAUGGUAUUGCUGGAAUAUGGGUGCAUCAGAAUUGUGCUGUAUGGAGUCCAGAGGUUUAUUUUGCUGGCUUGGGAUGCUUAAAAAAUGUGAGGGCUGCACUUUGUCGAGGAAGAGCAUUGAAGUGCACACGUUGUGGGAGGCGAGGGGCAACCAUUGGCUGUCGUGUUGACCGUUGUCCCAAAACUUAUCAUUUGGCUUGUGCAAGAGCAAAUGGUUGCAUCUUUGAUCAUCGGAAAUUUCUUAUAGCUUGCACAGAUCAUCUGCAUCUUUUCCAACCUUGUGGUAAUAAAUAUUUAGUCCGGAUGAAGAAGUUGAGGGCUAGGAAAAUGAUGUGGGAGACGAGGAAGCGUUCAAAUGAUGCUUCGAGAAAGGAUAUUGAUGCAGAAGAGAGAUGGUUGGAGAAUUGUGGGGAGGAUGAAGAAUUUUUGAAACGUGAGAACAAGAGGCUUCAUCGUGAUUUAUUGAGAAUAGCCCCAAUGUAUAUUGGUGGUCCAGACUCUGCUGGUAGUGAAAAUUCAUUUCAGGGAUGGGAAUCUGUUGCUGGGCUUAAAGAUGUCAUCCGUUGUAUGAAAGAAGUUGUUAUUAUUCCUCUGCUAUAUCCCGAUUUCUUUGAUAAUUUAGGACUUACACCUCCAAGAGGUGUUCUUUUGCACGGGUAUCCCGGAACAGGGAAAACCUUAGUGGUCCGGUCAUUGAUAGGUGCAUGUGCUCGUGGAGAUAGACGGAUUGCAUAUUUUGCCCGUAAAGGUGCAGAUUGCUUGGGUAAGUAUGUGGGUGAUGCUGAGCGUCAGUUAAGACUGUUAUUUCAGGUUGCUGAGAAAUGUCAACCUUCUAUAAUAUUCUUUGAUGAGAUCGAUGGGCUGGCACCCUGCCGAACUCCACAGCAAGACCAGACGCAUAGUUCUGUUGUAUCAACAUUGCUUGCUCUUAUGGAUGGUUUAAAAUCUAGGGGCUCAGUUGUGGUCAUAGGUGCAACAAACCGUCCUGACGCUGUUGAUCCAGCACUUAGGCGCCCUGGAAGAUUUGAUCGAGAAAUUUACUUUCCGUUGCCAUCAACUGAAGACAGAGCUUCCAUUCUUUCACUUCACACACAGAAGUGGCCAAAACCAAUCAGUGGAUCCUUGCUUGAGUGGAUUGCAAAGAAAACUUCUGGCUUUGCGGGUGCUGAUCUUCAGGCUCUUUGUACCCAAGCGGCUAUGAAUGCGCUGAAGAGGAAUUUCCCUUUGCAAAAGGUUCUAUCUGUAGCUGAAAAAAGAAAUUCUUCUGGUUGUAAGAACACUCCUCUUCCAUCGUUUACUGUAGAGGAGAGGGAUUGGGUAGAGGCUUUUUCGUCUUCGCCAUUGCCGUGUUCCCAGAGAGAAGCUGGAAAUGCUGCAAAUGGUGUAGUAUGUUCCCCUCUUCCUGUCCAACUUAUUCCUUGUUUAUUGCGUCCAUUAUGCACUAUUCUUGUAUCUCUUUAUCUUGAUGAACGGCUGUGGUUGCCACUUCCUAUAUCCAAAGCCAUGACAUCGAUUAAGAAUGUAAUAAUUUCUGUUCUAGACAAAAAGAAAAUGCCUAUUGAUCAUUGGUGGUUGCACCUUGAUGAUUUUAUUCAAGAAACAAAUGUUGCUUACGAGGUAAGUAAGUGCCUUAGUUGUUCUGGCAUUUUAUCUGCAGACCAUGGUUUUUCUGGUUCUUGCGAUAUUAUGGAUCAUGCCAAUGAUAAACCCUCCAAUAAAAACCAUGUUAACCUGUGUAAUGCUAGAUUACCAGACAUGCCAUUUGGAAUGACCAACAAAUCAGGUUUUCGAAUAUUGAUUUAUGGAAAUCCCCGAUCUGGCCAAAGACAUCUUGCUUCAUGCCUUCUUUACUGCUUUAUUGGAAAUAUUGAAGUACAGAAGAUUGAUAUGGCAACUAUUUCACAAGAAGGGCAUGGAGAUAUUGUGCAAGGGAUUGCACAAAUAUUAAUGAAAUGUGCUAGCACGAAAUCUUGUGUAAUAUUCAUGCCAAGAAUUGAUUUGUGGGCUGUGGAGGAGGAUGUCAAAAUCGCCGAAAAGACCGAUUCCUGCUCAAUGGAUCAACUAUUGUCUGAGAUGGACAAGUCCUGUUUCACGCCAAGCCAAAUUGAUGAGAAGGAAAAUGGGAUCAAUACUGGGAAACACCAGGCAGAGAUGAUCGAAUGUGAAUCCAACAAAAAGGCUUCAUAUGCCUGGAUGACAUUUAUUGAGCAGGUGGAGUCCGUUGGUUUAUCCACAUCCUUGAUGAUUCUGGCUACUUCAGAAGUUCCCUAUACUGAACUUCCACACAAGAUAAGAGGAUUCUUCAAGAGCUAUCAAUCAAAGGACAGACAAUCAACUCCUGUAGUGCAAACAGUUCCUCAAUUUUCUCUGCAUAUUGACGAAAAUUUUGAUCACAACUUAGCGACCAAUCUAUCUGCAAUAGAGCUUUUAAGAAAUGUAAUUGAGCAGCGGAUUCAAUUGAUUCAUCAGAGGUCUCAUGCUCACAUUAGUGUCCAGAAGCUUGACAGAGCCUUUGAAUCAAUUGAAGUUUGUAAAGAUAAGGUCACUCAGAGAAAAGAAAACGAACCAGGCCAUGAGAAGCAGGGUGAAGUCCAAUUUCCUGAAUCCUUGGCCAAAGUUCCACAACCCAACAACAGUAGGUCAUUAAAAGGAAAGUCGAAUGUUUUAAUGGCAAUAUCCACAUUUGGCCAUCAAAUUCUUAUAUACCCGCAUUUUGCUGAACUUUGUUGGGUCACUUCAAAACUCAAAGAAGGUCCUUGUUCUGAUGCAAGUGGGCCUUGGAAGGGCUGGCCUUUCAAUUCGUGUAUAAUUCGUCCUACCAAUUCACAAGACAAGGUGGUAAUUUCCAGUAGCUCUGGUGGUGCUAAAAGCAAAGAAAGUGCUGGUUUAGUUAGAGGCUUGGUUGCUGUUGGUUUAUCAGCAUACAGAGGUGUUUAUAAAUCAGUUAGGGAAGUUUCCCUUGAGGUAAGGAAAGUACUUGAGAUCUUAACUGAGACAAUUAACAUGAAAAUUCGAGCUGGGAGAAACAGGUAUCAAUAUCUGCGUAUUUCAUCCCAAGUGGCUUAUUUGGAAGAUAUGGUCAACAACUGGGCUUAUGCAUUGUUGAGUCUAGACCAGGCUUCACCAGAGCUUGCAGCAAAGGCCAUACCAGAAGCUGGCGGGUCUUUAAACAGUCAUCUCGCAUGUGAAGACCCCCACAUAGCCGAAGGUGAGGAUUGCCAUUUGGUUGUUCCUGCCAGUGGUGAUGAUUUGGAGACAUUGGAGAAAAGUCCUAAUGGAGUUUCCUUGAAUGAAAUAAAUGAUAAUUUAGGUGAUACUGAUUGUGUAGGCCAAAGAGCGCAUUCUGAAGGAUCUCCACAUAACCAUCAUUGUCCGAAUACGAGUAUUACUAACUCUUGUCUUGUAAACCAAUCUCUUCAUCCAUCCACGAAUCAGGAGAAUGGGGUGUUAUCUGGAGCGUCUAAAUCAGUAACUACUGAAGAUCACGAAGCUGCAGGUGGAGAACUUGGAAUGUCAAAAGACUUGAAUAAAUCAACAUGCACUCGCCCUACAGUCGUUUCUGAAAAUGGAUUUCACACAUGUGAACAGGAGGAUAUUGAGAUUGGCAACUCUAAAUCAAUUGAUGUUGAAUCUGAUAAACAUGAGAAUACUAUAGAUAACAACGCCUGUUCAAGUAAGGACAGUGGUCCAGAUGAAUCUGGGGUUGUUUGCUUUUACCAAUGUUGCCCUCAUUGUCUCAGAAGCCUCUAUCAUUUGGUGCGCAAAAUACUUGUUCGCGAAUGGGGAUCGAAUAGAAGCCAUUGGACAAUAGAAGAUGUCCAUGAUGCUGUUUCUACAUUAUCCGUGGAUCUUAUUUCAGCCGUUAGAAAAUCUUACAUGGCAGAAGAAAAAGCCUUCACUGAUUUGUCCAAUAACAAAACAUCUGUUGAAUAUGCAAACCUGACAACCUGUAAUACGGAAAACCGAGGCAAAGAUGUUGUGCCGGCUGAAUGUGUUUCUCACUCAGCAAGUCAAGAUGCAAGUGUGAGUAAAGACGCAGCAACAAAUGAACCGGUAAAGCUUGAUUUGAAAUUUGUUUUCAGAGACGGUGUGCUAGUUCCUAUGGACCCUGCAAAAGGUGGCCCUCUUCACUGUAAAUUUGAGAAAUUGAGUCUUUGUUCUCUGAUAGAGUUGAUAGUGAAAACUAAGGGCCCUUUAAAUUAA